Molecule: messenger RNA, 936 nt
Organism: Hipposideros armiger (great roundleaf bat)
Lineage: Eukaryota; Metazoa; Chordata; Mammalia; Chiroptera; Hipposideridae
Gene: JTB
Product: jumping translocation breakpoint
Exons: 5
Coding region: 340-777 (145 amino acids)
Biological process (GO): mitotic cytokinesis
Cellular component (GO): centrosome; cytoplasm; spindle
Source: RefSeq, a predicted model, not a curated record
GCCGGGCCCCACGCCCAGGAGCCUCCGCGGGGCAAGAUGGCCGCGCCGGGGGCGGAAGCGGAGGUGAGGGGGUGCUAGGGCGGUAGAGCCUUCCCCGAAGACCCGCGGGCCGGCACAAGGGAACUCACGGCCGUAGCCAACAAAAGUAUUGGCUUUUCUCGCCGUGGCCAUGGGUACUUCCCAAUAGAGCCUUUGACCUGAGGCAACCCCAGCAUUUCGCAGCCUGACCUAGAACCUCCCGGACGGCUGCAGAGGAAGCGCCGCCUCUGCGCUCCGACGGAGGCACGAGGCCAGUCAAGCAAGCCCCUCUGUCCCGACUGGUGCGACACCGAGCACCCCAUGCCUGCGGGCGCGGAGAGGCGUGGCCUCCCCCAGGGCCGCCACCUCUGGUUGCUCUGCGCUUUCGCCUUAAAGCUCUGCCAAGCGGAGGCUCCGGUGCAAGAGGAGAAGCUGUCAGUGAGCACCACGAAUUUGCAGUGCUGGCUGGUGGAAGAGUUUGUGGUGGCAGAAGAGUGUGCCCCGUGUUCUAACUUUCAGGCUAAAACCACCCCUGAGUGUGGCUCCACAGGCUAUGUGGAGAAAAUCACAUGCAGCUUAUCUAAGAGGAACGAGUUCAAAAGCUGUCGCUCAGCUCUGAUGGAACAAUACUCAUUCUGGAAAUUUGAAGGGGCUGUCGUGGGUGUGGCCGUGGUCUUCGCUUGCCUUGUCAUCAUUCGUCAGCGACAGCUGGACAGAAAGGCUCUGGAAAAGGUCCGGAAGCAAAUCGAGUCCAUAUAGUUCUACCGUUUUAUAUGGGUCUUAAAGACCCUACCUCAGACAGAGAAAGUGGAAUGGACUGACUUGUGCCCCUGGUUUUGGGGAACCUUGUGGUGGCACCUCUUGCUCCCAUCUUCCUCGUCUAGAUCAUUAAUGAGCAGAAUAAAAAGAACGAAAUCA